GGAUAGGCAUAACAUGAAAGAAACAGAGGAUGGAUUUGAUCUGUUGUUGCCACACGUGAAAGUGAAAUGAGUCCAGCAGAACACUGCUUGCAACGGAUUUCGCCUAUUCUGAGAGCGUGACAACUGCCUUGAAAAAGAACUAUAUACUUCUGCAUACCUCAGAUGGGAUAUUUCCUCUUGUUUUGUGCACUGGAAUAAAGGACAAAAGAAGCAGUUUUUUCAUCAUGGAUUGUCAAGAAAAUGAGUACCAGGACCAAUGGGGGCACUGUGUCACCUGCCAACAAUGUGGCCCUGGACAGGAGCUCUCCAAGGAUUGUGGUUAUGGAGAAGGUGGUGAUGCAUAUUGCACAGACUGCCCUCCCCGAAAGUAUAAAAGCACCUGGGGACAUCACAGGUGUCAGACUUGCAUCACCUGUGCUGUCAUUAAUCGGGUCCAGAAGGCCAACUGCACAAAUACCUCUAAUGCUAUCUGUGGAGACUGUAUGCCCAGGUUCUACCGAAAGACACGCAUCGGGGGACUGCAAGACCAAGAAUGUAUCCCAUGUACAAAGCAGACUCCUUCUUCUGAGGUUCAGUGUACCUUUCAGUUGAGCUUAGUGAAGGUGGAUGCACAUACUGUUCCUGGUAAGGAGGCCACACUUGUGGCACUGGUGGGCAGUCUGCUGGUGGUGUUUACGUUGGCCUUCCUUGGACUCUUUUUCCUCUACUGCAAGCAGAUCUUCAACAGACAUUGUCAAUGUGUUGCAGGAGGUUCACUGCAAUAUGAAGCUGAGAAAGCAGUAGAAGAGGAUUCUCUUUUCCCCAUGCCAGCUGGCCAGGAGACCAGUCCUGAAUUUCCAGUGAAUGAGAGCAUCUUUGAGAUCAAGCCACUUAACUCUGUCCUGGAUGAUGACUGCAGCUCCACUCGUGGCUUCCCCACCCAGGAGUCCUUUACCAUGGCGUCCUGCGCUUCAGAGAGCCAUUCUCAAUGGGUCCAUACUCCCAUUGAAUGUACAGAGCUGGACCUGCAAAAGUUUUCCAGCUCUGAACCCUGUACUGGAGCUGAAACCUCGAGGGAGAACACAGCUGGAAGCUCUGGAGACAGGCUGCAGCUCCAUUUACCUUUUCAAACUCCCAGACUUUGACUCUACUGAGGUGAGCCAGAAGAGUGUUGUUAAAAGCCCAAAAUGUGUGGGCCACUCCCAACAAAUUUCCAACCCUAGCUCUAUUGUAUGACAGGGCUUGGGCAGAGGACUGGCAGGAAAUUAGGUCGAUGGAAGUUGGAGAGGCAACAGUUGUGGCACUAAGCUUUUGAGCUAAUUUUACAUCAGACUUGUAAGCCAACAAUUGUCUGGAGACUGGGAAGGCUGACAUGAUGCCAGUUUCUUCAUCUGGACCCCACUAGUCAUAUUCAAUUUUCUCCUUUAGUGUGUAUAAGCAGCACAGCAUUGUACAGGUCUAUACCCGGAUAAACCUCAGUUCCUGAAUAACUUUAUGAGCUCAUGGAAAUCGUUUUACCUCUUUCAGACUGGGUCUUCUACUCAUAAGUAUCAUGAGGAUUGAAUGAAAACACAUGUGAGUGUCCUUUAUAAUGUCUUCAUGAGAGGUGUUUACACCAUGCUGGCAUUUCCUUCCUUUCCCUGCAUUUGGCCACAAAUUACAAAUUUCUUCUAUAUUCACUACAUUUUUUCUGAACUUCAUGUCUUUGUGGUAGGCAAAUCAGAAAUAUGCUAAUCUCAUUGUAAACAGGCAAGAAUUGAGCCACAGAGAUGAAAAAUGAUUUGCUUAAAGUCACAGAGCAAUCCAAUCUCAGAACUAGGCUAGAGCCCAGAAUUAGUAGUCCCAUUAUAGAGUUCAUCUAACUCCAUCAUUGGAUUUUGAAAUAUAGGUAUAUGUAGCUCAAUAUGUCACAUAUAUAUGUGAUAUAUAUAUAUAUAUAUAUAUAUACGUAUAUAUAUAUGUGUGUGUGUGUGUGUGUGUGUGUGUGUGUGUGUGUUUGUGUGUAUAAACAUCUUGGGAAGAAAACAGAACAUAUACAAAAUUCAUUUAUGCUUCAUAUACACCUUAAACAUAUAUCCUCAAGGUACUUUCAUGUGCUAUUUUUAGUACAAGCUGUCAUGUGUGAUCAAGCGUGAAAUGUUGCACUUAAGGUGUCAUGUGAAAUAGUUAUAAAGUUUUGAGCAUUUGGGAUUUUGAAUCUUAGAAUUUCGGACUAAGGAUGGCCAAUCUAUUUCUUCAUCAAGAAGUUAUGCAGUUCUUGUUCAUACAUUGCAGUGAACAAGAGCUCACAACUGCCCAAUGUGUAGUACAGCUAUGACUGAAAAGGUGAACUUAACAUAAAAAGCAUAAUUGUAUCUCAUCCUCACUUGUGGGUUCUGGUUCUAUUGCUUGUGCCACACAUCUGAUUCCUCUGCAAUGUGAGAGAACUGAUGACAGCAUCUGUCUGGAGAGCAUCACUUUUGGUUUUUCUCCAGUACAUAGUAUUGAUAAUUUAACCCAGUUUCAGUAAAAUUACUUUGGCUAAUUUGGAAUAGGAUAGACUUGUCAUGUCUAUUAGGCAGGUGAUAUAUUUCUGCUAUUGUGUCCUAAAUCACUGAUCUAACCAUGAACUUUUAGAGUAAAGGGAAAGGAGGGUGGUGAUGAGACUGCAUCACAGCAUUCUAACUUACUCUACUCUUUUUCUAGGUCUCUUUCACUCUUGGCAACCUUGCCGGUGGUUAUUGCUGGACUUUCCUGCUCUUCUUCUGUUCAACAACAGUAGCAUGGGCCUGGAAUGUAGGCCCCACAAUAACCAAUACUCUAAAAGGGUAUACAGAACUCCAUCCUACCUGAGGGUUAAAUCUCCACCAUUUCCCCAAGACUGAUCUUGAGCAUUUUUAUUUAUUUAUUUCAGCCUGGGAACCAGCUUCCACAGCCAUGGAACUGCUGGGCAUGCUCUUUCUCUUUAAUUCAUUAUAGAGGUGGGGGGUGCUGAUAAACAAAGUAGUGAUUUCCUGCCUGUAUAUUUUUCCUGCCUACAUUUUUUUCAGUAUGAAUGAAGAAAGGGCUUUACAGAACUCUACCGACAUCUACCUACUACUUUAGAGAGAAAAAUGAAAUGCUUUCCAUGUUAACUUUCUGCUUUGACAUGCACACACACACACACACACACACACACACACACACACACACACACACACACACUCCUCACCCUCGCAGAGUGGAAGGAUAUAUAGAGAGACAUCAUGGGGAGGCCUGAACACACACACACACACACACACACACACACACACUCUCUCUCUCUCACACACACACACACACACAUACACGGUGGGAGGAUAUAUAGAUAUAGAGAUAUCAUGAGGGAGGCCUGAAGCCUUGAUUCUACAACUCAUGUCUUAGACUUCUACAGUCGUGAUAGCCCUGAAGCCAGCAUAUUUGCUCGAGUCUCCAUUCUUAAAUAUUAAGCUGCCAACACUCUCUAGGGUGAUGCAAAUUAGUGUCUUUUAGAGUUUAAAUUUUUCUUUUCUUAAAUUCUUUCCAUUUUUUUUACCUUUUUCCCUUCCAGUCAGGUCUUGACUGUGAAGUUUCUGAGGUGCAGGAGUAGAGCACUGAGGAGCAAAGGGGACCAAUUGGUGCUUUUUGGCUUAAAGAAUAGUCCAUUCAUUUCUCUUAAGCCUGAACCUCCAGUUUCACAUGCUUCUUAACAUGAACUGAAAGUUUUUUCUUUAUAACCUUUCUGUGGAACAUGGCAGAUGUGAUCCUCAGGACAUAGAUGUGAGCAUCAUGUAUUGAUGUUAAGUAUCCCCUUAUGUCUAAAAAGAGCCACUAGUUUUAAUGCCUAUGCCCUCAUAAUGGUCCAGUCAAAUGAGUAAAACAACUGGAUCUUUUUGCUUGGGAGUAGUGUUUGCUGUCCAUGAUGUUGGUAUGACUUAAUUUAUUGAAAAUUCAUUUAAUUUAUUCAAAACAAACUAAAUAUAAGCACAAUUAUUCUGGUCAUGAUGUUAAGAUUUACUAUAAAUAUGGGUGCUGCACUUUACAGUAUUCACAUCAGAGAUGUUGUCUCCAUAGCUCUUUAUACAAACUUUGGUAUAGGCAGUGAAGGGGUUACUCAGUGAAAUAGGCGUGCAUAGCAAGGCUAGAAUGUUUUCAGUCAAUUCUCUUCAUUUGAUACUCCCUGAUGACUUUUAUAAGGUAGAAGAGAAGGGAAUGAAUGCAUACAAGUAUUCCCUUAAUACAAAAGUGGCAGAGGCAGAAGUACCAGAAUUUUGAGGCAGGUCUGCACAGCAUUGCAAGAUUCUUUGUCAAAACCCAAGGGAUAGGAAUUUAGUUAGUGAUGGAGUACUUGCCUUUAGCAUCAACAAGGUCAUAGAUUCAAUCCUAGCAUUACAGAAGAAAGAGAUUGGUGGAGGAAGGAAAGGAUAGAAGGAAAGAAGGAAAUAAAGCAUUUUCACCACCAAGAAAUGCAAUAGAUCCCAUAAUCUGCUGGUGCUGCUGAAGCUGUAGUAGAGUUUUCCAUUGGAAAAUGUCACAUGAGUUCAUCUUAGGGGCUUUUCUUGCCUUUCCUACUACUAGCUCUUAAAUACUGUUUAUACAAUUUUUUCUGCUUGCUCUUGGGUCCCUAGACUCAUAGCAUUCUGUGAGUCUGAUGGACGGUUCAGUGGAUAUUCAAAGAGCAGUGAUCCUGAGCUGUAGCAUAUAAAACAGAAAGGAAAUUUCAUAUGGGUCUCCUGGGCCUUAUUUCAUAUUUGAAGUUCUAUAUUUCUCCACCCCUAACAGGAAGCCAGGCUGAAGUUUGAUUUUUCAGUACCCUACAGAACAUUUUUUAGUCAACUUUUGCUUUCCUAUGUCUGGGCUCUCCAUACAACCACCCAACAGACCUCUAAAGAUACCUCCAACCUAUUUUCUGUUAGCUAAGUGAUGAUGUGAAACAUGCCCAAGGUAUUGGUAUUUCUUUUGACAUCUCAGUUAGAUGCCUAGUGUGCUGUCCAUUGGUUCGUUUUGAAUGCUAAUUUUUGCAUUAGCUCUUUAUACUUUUUUAUGAGCAGAUAGAACCAAGAGGCACCUUGAAGAUUAUAUUAUUUUUAUUGUCUCAGAAUCAUUCUGAAUCUUGUAAAGCUAGUUUCUAUCCUACAAGUGCUUGGUGGUUAAGGUAAAAUGUGGCCUUCAUCACCAGAUUUUAUCCCUAACAGAGAGUAUUUUCUACAAGAUUUCUGGUUUUAGGAUUCUGUUAAGUGUAUCUUUAAUAACAGCUCAUCCACAAACACUGGUUAAGGACCUUAAGGUCAAAUCAAUGAUAAGUGUGUUAAAAGCAUGGGAGAAAAAUGCUAAAAGGUCCCAUUGUACUUGGCAGGGGAUUAGAAGCAAUUGAAUCACAAGCCUUCACCAGGCAACCUGGUCUCAUGUAAGCAUUAGCAAAUAUGUGUGAGCCAAUGUUUAAACCUUGGUCUUUGGGCUCACUGUACUUUUUUCUGGGACAUUUAUUGUCAUCUCACCAACUUUAAUUAGUCAUAUCUGUACUUCUGGUGGAGAACAACUAACACCCAGUCUGAGGUGGAUUCAGCUUAAGUAAUUUCCAGCUGUUGAAAGGUCACCAUGUGCCUAGCACUGCUUCAAACUCAAAUCUAUCACUGCUUCUCAGUGAGAAGGAUUGUGAUGAUUGCACAGCAAAAACAAUGUGAUUAAAUGAGCCAGGCAUCCCACUACACUGUGGUUGUACAUAGCAAGGUCAUUAUAAGCCCGUACCAAAAAUCAUCUUGGUUCCAAUUUUCUUAAAUUAAGCAGAUGGAGUUGGUAAUUAAAAUAAGGACGUUUUGUUUUCAUUUGGUUUCUAAGGUAUCUUGAGUAGAAGUGAAGGAUGUUUUUUUUUUUUCUUUAAACUGAUAUUUGGCCAUGGCCAAAUUCAUAUUUGCAUGUUUGCUCAAGUAGUGUCCUUAUAAAGUGGGACAACAUUGUGUACUAUGUUUUUAUGUGUCUUCUACUUGGGGAUCUAAGUAAGUAGAAGAAUCCAUUAUAAAUGUAUUCAACCUAACUCUGAGCCUGGACGUAGUUCCAUUUUACAUAUUUGAAUUAGCAAAAGAAUGUUGAUCUUGUUUACAAGGCUGAAGUAGGUGUUUAGUGGAGGUGAGUCAGGCUUCAGUGUUCACUUUUUUCCUCCACUUACAGUUUCCCUGGAAUUUUGAAAGGUUUUAAGUAGUAUGGGAGAUCAACUUUCUUCCAUAAGGGUCUUAAUAUCAGGUUAAGUAAAAAUGUCAACACUACAUCACUCUCUUCAACAAACAUCAUCGACACACUGAGAUGUCACCCUCGUACCCACCUCUACUCAAUUUAUUACUAAGGUCUUUGGUGUUUUGUGUUUAAUGUAGGAAGAUUUUAAUUACUACUUUUCUUAAAAUGAGCUAUUUGUAGAGAUUUUGUUAAAUCUUGAGCAAGAUGCAUGUGUGGAUACUGACAAGUUGUGUUUGGUUUAUGAAAUCUGCAAACAGUUCAUAUGAAUCAAUAAAAGAUGUACAUCCAA
Cricetulus griseus (Chinese hamster) is the source of this 6475-nucleotide messenger RNA. Lineage: Eukaryota; Metazoa; Chordata; Mammalia; Rodentia; Cricetidae. The record is from RefSeq and is a predicted model, not a curated record.